AUGGCCCCGACUGAUCCGAAGGAAUGGGCCAAGAAGGUGCGCUCGAAAACACCUGUUCUCCUAGAGGUGGGGAAGCCAGCACCCAAGGCGGUAUUGAGCUUUGGCGGUUGCGGGUUUCUUGUUACAUAUGCGCUUGGUGUGGCGCUGUUUUUGCAGCAGGAAAAGGCAGAGUUUUUGGCGCAUUCUUUUUUGCUUGGGGCGGGGACAGGCGUCAUCCCAGCCGUGGCUCUUGCCUGCGGGCCGCGGGCCGUCAAUAUUGAAAAGGUUCGUGAUGCCAUUGUGGACAACCGAUUUUUGGUGACCGACGAGGAGAAACGGGUGGAGGUAUUCACAGAGUACAUCAACAAACUCCUUCCACGCAACGCGGUGGAACUUGUGAACGGACGUCUGGCUCUCACUAUUGGCUUCUCAAACAAGGAUCCAGGUUACAUGAGACAGACGAAGGAGAAUGUUCACUUUGGCCAUCACAUUGCACAGUGGGACGAUGUAAACGAUCUGGCGCAAUGCAUUAUGGCGGCUACAGCUCCAAAUACGGAAAAGCCGAUGGUUUUCCGUGACGCAGAUAAUGUUGUGCGGGGAACAAUGAUGUCGCUUAGUAGUGAACUUGACCAAUACUGUCGUCACAUCUACAUUCAUGGUUAUGCGGGAUAUCGUUAUAACAGGCAACAAACACGGCACAAUAUAUUUUUUGGAAGGCAUGGCUUUGUCGCUAAUACGCAUUUCCCCUUCUGGCGUCAAGUAUGGCUUGCGUUUGCACCAAACAUUGGUGGAACUGCACGAAAAGAUGAUCUGCUUGAGGCAUAUGAUGCUGGUUAUAACGACGCGCGACGUUAUGAGCGUUGGGAAGAAGAUCCUUAUCACUACGCAAAGGCUGACCGUUCACCAAGCGAUGACUUCAAUUUCCGCCAGCUCCGUGCGAACUUAUUUGGUGGUAAAAAAGCCGCUGAGCGCUUCGAACUGUGA
Molecule: messenger RNA, 963 nt
Organism: Trypanosoma cruzi
Lineage: Eukaryota; Euglenozoa; Kinetoplastea; Trypanosomatida; Trypanosomatidae
Exons: 1
Coding region: 1-963 (320 amino acids)
Biological process (GO): triglyceride catabolic process; lipid homeostasis
Cellular component (GO): lipid droplet; membrane; cytoplasm
Molecular function (GO): triacylglycerol lipase activity
Source: RefSeq, a predicted model, not a curated record